AUGGCGAGCAGCAGCAGCAGUGAUGAUGAUGACGACAUUGAACGCGAAGCCGCGACUGCGGAGGUGCCGCUGCUGAGCGAGUGGAGGGAUGGUCCUCACAGCGACGAACCUGGUAGCCUGUACGGAUACCGACAGAAUGUGGUCAUACUCUGCCUCGCCAUCGUCCUGCUGAUUUCGCUCGGCGCCGGGGUGUUGACGCCCCCCCUCAACGCCCUCUUGGAGGACAUUAUCUGCCGGCAAUAUCACCCCGAAGUCGCAGCUGGCCCAGGUGUCCUGUCCAACGAUCCGAUGUGCAAAUAUCCAGACGUCCAGGGGAGGCUGGCCAUUAUCCGCGGAUGGGCUACCACGUUUGAUUGCAUUCCGGGUAUACUCGGCGCGGUUCCGUAUGGCAUUCUCUCGGACAAGUGGGGACGGAAACCCGUCAUGGCACUCUCGCUCAUUGGAUUUGCACUGUCUGUCGCGUAUAUCUGCCUUGUGGUCUGGCUCCCAGAUGUCUUCCCUCUCUGGUCGAUAUGGUUCAGUUCCGCCUUCAUGCUUAUUGGUGGCUCAACGAGCGUGGCGCAAGCCAUGCUGUACACUGUCGUGGCCGAUGUGGUUCCCGUCGCAGAGCGAGCCACUGUUUUCUUCCAAAUCGUAUCGACGUUCUUGGUUGCGUCCAUGAUAGGAAGCCCCCUUGCCGGCGUCCUGAUGCGUCGAUCGCCGUGGAUUGCCCUUCUAACCGGACUCGGCCUGCUUGUCCUGUCAACGAUUACCUCCUUUGCUGUGCCAGAGACCUUGCAUUUCAACAAACCAGGGGACAACCUGGAGGCAGGAAGUGACCAGGACGAUGACCUAGAUACCGCCACCCUCGCACACGAUCCGAAAGAUUCGGAACUGCGGAAACUCAUUACCAAGGCGCGAGAGGACCUGGCUGAGAUAUGGAAGUUCAUUAUCGGCAACAAGGAUAUCGCAUUCCUGUUGAUAUCCAUCGUCUUUGUUGUGCUGGGGAAAUUCGUCCAGGAGAUGCUCUUGCAAUACGCUAGCAAACGAUUCGGCUGGUCCUGGGAUGAGGCCGCCAUCUUCCUCACCAUUCAUGGUGCCGGCAACUUGGUCGUUCUGAUCGUGCUCCUCCCCGCGGUCAGCUGGUUGUGCAUGAACUACCUAAAGAUGUCGGCCCCGGCUAAGGACCUCUGGCUUGCUCGUAUCUCUGGCAUAAUCCUGGUUGCGGGUGCCGUCAUGAUCGCCUUCUCUGCCAAUGCCCUCGUCCUGUCCUUUGCCCUGAUCAUCUUCGCUGGCGGCGCCGGCCUUACGUCCCUCCUCCGCAGUCUCAUGAACUCGCUGGUUGAGGCGCACCACGUCGGCACCCUCAACUCGCUCAUCGGGUUUAUGGAGAACGUGGGACUGAUGAUCGCCGGGCCGACGCUGUCGGAAGCCCUCCGCAUCGGCAUCGAGCUGGGCGGGCCGUGGAUCGGCCUCCCGUUCCUCUGCGCGGCCCUGCUGUUCUCCGUAUCUACCGCCGUCGUGUGGGCCUUCCGGAUGCCCGGCAGGGGGCAGUCCGCGUGA
This is a messenger RNA of Phialemonium atrogriseum, 1542 nucleotides long. RefSeq names its product major facilitator superfamily domain-containing protein. The transcript is spliced from 6 exons. Gene Ontology annotation, molecular function: transmembrane transporter activity. Gene Ontology annotation, biological process: transmembrane transport. Gene Ontology annotation, cellular component: membrane. Bases 1 to 1542 code for a protein of 513 amino acids. The record is from RefSeq and is a predicted model, not a curated record. NCBI's taxonomy places the organism in Eukaryota, Fungi, Ascomycota, Sordariomycetes, Cephalothecales, Cephalothecaceae.